AUUUAACGGUUUACAGAAAUCGAGAAUUCAAUCUGUAUCGAAGGCUUGUCGUUUUUGUUUUAACGAUGUUUUUGUGAUCGAGACUAUGCAAUAUCUGGCUGUCCUUUGACUAACGAAAGGGAGAAGCACACGAAGGUGAUGGGGAAGGAUGGAGCUGGUGAUUCCGAAAACCGCGGUCAAGACUCCUCUAACGAAAAGCUCAAUGGUGCUAGUGGCAAAUCUCUGAUUGCUCCGCCGCCUACACAAAUCACCAAAGUCAAAUCAACCAGCCCGUUCGUCAAGAAAGAAAAGCGCCAAAACUCGUCUCGCUUCAAUACAUCAGAACACUACGAGCUGCAGAAGUUGCCUUCCAUGAAAGCAUGAAAGCUUCGAGCUGUUCGCUGUGAAAAAAAGAAGAAAUAGGCAGUGGCGAAGAUCAGUAUUGAGUGUCGUAUAGAAGAGGAGGGUCUGGUGAAAAAGAUAAGAUCCGAAAUUUCCGGGGUGUUCCUGUGAGAUUUUAAAAAAAAAAACGGAAGAAAAGAGUUGCGUGAUCGCCGCGAGUCGCUGCGAAAAUAGUGCCGACGUACCUGACGAACAUUUUGGCGAGGAAUCGCCGCCUGCAGGAUGCAACGUUCCUGGAGCGAGUGAUUAGCGGGACGUGGGGAUUGGGGAUGAAAGGCGGGAUGGCGCCGACGGCGACUAUGUCAGUGGCGGGCAAUGGCGGCGGCGCCAAGCCGCGCCCGGGCGCCGCGGACGCGCCGCCCAGCGUCGGUGCGUUUCUGAGUCUGUACGAGGUCGACCAGCCCAAGUUUUCAGAUGUUCCGGAAAAGGAGAGAGAAGCGCUUUUUGUGCAAAAGAUUCAGCAGUGUUGCGUGGUGUUCGAUUUCGUGUCGGAACCGCUCUCUGAUCUCAAGUACAAAGAGAUCAAGCGGACGACAUUGCACGAUAUGGUCGACUACGUCAACACAAAUCGCGGAGUCAUCACUGACCCGAUUUAUGCUGAAGCCGUUCGCAUGUUUGCCGUGAACCUUUUCCGAGCUUUGCCGCCUUCAUCAAAUCCAACUGGAGCAGAGUUUGACCCUGAGGAAGACGAACCAACUUUGGAAGCUGCUUGGCCGCAUUUGCAGCUUGUUUACGAGUUUUUCCUCAGAUUUCUCGAGAGUCCGGACUUCCAACCAAACAUUGCAAAACGAUUCAUUGACCAGACGUUUGUACUUCAGUUACUGGACUUGUUUGACUCCGAGGAUCCUCGAGAACGGGAUUUUCUGAAGACCACGCUACACCGCAUUUAUGGAAAAUUUUUGGGAUUACGAGCUUACAUCCGAAAGCAGAUCAACAACAUAUUUUACAAGUUCAUUUAUGAGACCGAACGUCACAACGGUGUUGCAGAGCUUUUGGAGAUUUUAGGAAGCAUCAUCAACGGGUUUGCUCUACCGCUAAAGGAAGAGCACAAGCAGUUCCUGCUCAAAGUGCUGCUUCCACUCCACAAGGUCAAGUCCUUGUCAGUGUAUCAUCCACAGUUGGCAUACUGUGUCGUGCAGUUCUUGGAAAAGGACCCUUCGCUCACGGAACCAGUCAUUGUAAACCUCCUCAAGUUCUGGCCGAAGGUCCACUCUCCGAAGGAAGUGAUGUUCCUCAACGAACUGGAGGAAAUUCUUGAUGUGAUCGAGCCUGCAGAGUUCCAGAAAGUCAUGGUCCCGCUGUUCCGGCAGCUCGCUAAAUGCGUGUCUUCACCACAUUUCCAGGUGGCGGAACGAGCGCUUUAUUAUUGGAACAACGAAUACAUCAUGUCGCUUGUCAGUGAUAAUGCUAAGGUCAUUCUGCCAAUCAUGUUCCCGUCUCUGUACAAAAACUCCAAGUCACACUGGAACAAAACAAUUCAUGGCCUCAUCUACAACGCUCUCAAGCUGUUCAUGGAAAUGAACCAGAAACUCUUCGAUGAAUGCACUCAGAAGUAUAAGGCGGAAAAAAUGCAGGACGUGUCAAGACUGAAGCUGCGAGAGGAGAACUGGAGGAAGAUGCAUGAGCUGGCUGUGGGGAGCCCGGUGUACCAGCAAAUAUCGGAUCAGGUGGCCUUGACUCCGGAUCCGCCGAUGGGCUCGUCUAUGGCCGACUUUUGCAAUGCUGUGUCUAUUGUUCCCGGCGCAGCGUCAGUGGUAACAAUCACCCCGGCGCCCGUGCGGGAGAUGGUUGCUGUGAAUCCCGCCGAGGAUCUGACGCACGAGCGCAUAGAAGCCGGGGCUGCUGAGGCCAUGAAAGCUAGGAACAAAGAGAAGCCGCUGCUGCGGAGGAAGUCGGAACUGCCGCACGACUCGCUGACAGCCAAGGCUCUGAUCGACCACAAACGCGCCGACGACUUCCUGCGCCCGGCGGCCAUGGAGCCCAAUGCCGCCGCGCCGCCACCGCCGCCCUGAGUGCUCCCUGCCGCGUGCGCACCUGUACUGUAAUUUUUUUUCUCUCUCUUCUCGCACAUUUGGGUUGAUUCUCGUUCACCGCCCUCACACGAGUAAGUGUUGCAACUCAUUUUCACGAGCUCUGCUUCCGCCUUCUUUUGAGAGGCGUUUCGCUGGAAAGAAAGAUUAGGAAAUAACACGGUAAUUUACUAAUAUUGUGUCCCAUUAAUUUUAAGUUUUUUUUUCCGCUCUCGUUGUCUUCGACAUUCCGAUCAAAAUUUCAGUUCCUUUCGUGUCAUGCUUCCGUUGGACGAUUUGUUGAUUUAAUCCCACGAAUGAUGACGAAGGAAAUGUUUGUUGAAGUUUUUUGAAACCACAGCCGCUGUAAUAUCGCCGGUUCAAUUAAUUGUGUAUGUGCUUGAAUCGUCAUGAUUAAUCUUUCAAGUAGGUGAAAAUAACAUUUAAUAAAGUACCCAAUUGUUGGCUUUUGCUUUCUAAUAGUUUUUUUUUGGACAGAGGAGUUUAAUGAAUUUAUGUCCAAGGUCUUAUUUUUUGCUUUUGAAAUCAAUGUUUUGCUCUAGCGGCUUUCUCCUGAUUUGAAAAAGAGCAAGCUUUUUUUUCAUUGAUUUGAGCCUUGUUGCAAAUUUCUCAACGUUCCCCAAAGUUGAACUGGUUUUUUUCGGUGUGGGAGAGUGAUGAACGAGGAUUGAUUUACUUUGUUUCUUCAGAGCAAGGUUCAUCAGUUCAUCCGUUUCUUGCGACGAUUACCGUAUAAAAGUGAUCAAACUUGUCGCGAAGAAUGUUUUUUUUAGUAGUGUUACUUUUCUGGACUGAUGACGUGCGCAGAAUAAUCUAGGAGCGCAGGUGCAAGACUCGUGUGAAGUUGGAGGAGCGCAAUUAAUUAACCCUGUCCCCAAUCGCUGGUCGGCUGUUCGCAAGCAUAGAAGAUUAAGAGGAAAUGUUUCUUUUCGUGGGAACGAUUUCAUGAGUCUUGGGCAGCAAAGAAAGACCGUUUUCAAGUCUUGUGUAUCGGAUCAACAUUGACGGAAUAUUGUCUUCAACCGUCGAGAAAUUAUCCGCUUCCGAGUGGGAGCUUUUUUAAAGAAUUAAAGCCAUUAAAAGUAGGUUGCGUUUUUGAAAAAGGGAAACAAACGAGAAUGUAAAAUAAUUAUUUUGUGAUUAAAUGGGUGAAUUCUGGGACGAAGUAAGCGGUAUAGUUUAGGACUCAAAAAAAUGCAGGCCCUUCGAAUUCAUUCAAGAAAUAUUUCACGGGGAUCAGUUCGCUUCGAUGAGCUAUCUUGAUUCUUCGCUGUCCAAGACCGUGUGUAUCGUACUACUUUUAACAUUCGUAUGCUAAUCUGAACUUUUUUUUACUGGCCCCCGGCAGAAAUGUCAUCCCAAAGCACUUGAACGUCUGCGUUUCGUGUGCCUUUUUCGAAAAUGGCAAAUUUCCUCCAUGCGUGAUUCAUUUCCGGUUUUCAUCGUAAUUUCGAAGUAUUAAACCACGGUUUUUCGCGCUUGAAAAUAAAACAGACAAAAAAUGAAAGACAAACGAAUCUUCCUGAUCGUAGCGGCAAUUGAAGUCAACUUCCGAUGGGAAUGAAGAAAGGCCCGGUGAUGAGUAAUGAUAACGAUGAUUAGGCCCCCAGCUGAGCGAGAAUAACUUCCGGUAGAAGUAUUUUGAAUUGAGCGUCUCUUGCGAAGAAAGAAGUUUCCGCCAGCUAGAGUAUUUUGUUAUCCAGAGAAGUUUUUUCCGCUGUCCUCUGCUGCACAUUCCGGGUUACUCAUGAGUUUAUACUUCAUAUUUUGUUGCUAAUCGGGAUCCACCGGCGCGUGAAUCGUUUCAACAAAACCCUGGCAAACAUUCUUGAUUUCGGUGAAACGAAAAAUUAAACUCGAGAUUUCCGUUUUGCUUAACCGAUUUUCGAUGCGCAGGUUUUCUGGUGGAUUCAGUGACUGAAAAAAUGGAACCCAAAGGGUGGUUUCAUGCUUUUUUUUUUCUUCUUUUCGUUGCAUUCCGCGUUCUGCCGCCAGGGAGUGAAUGGGACCCCUUCCCCCCCCUAACAGAAACCCUAGACUAUUUUAUGUGUCGAGCGAUGGACUCAUUAUUGACGAGGCAUGCGGUAGUAUAUUUUACUCGAGAACGAUCGUGAAGAGUGACUGUUGCGAAGGGGUAAUUUAUAUCAUAGCGGUUUUGUUCCCGGCGUCGAUAGAAGCUUUUCUUUUUUAUUUAAAUUUUUUUCGAAAGCCACGCCUGUUUUGGUCGUGGGGUUUCUGGGGCUUUUCUCCGGGAUUUAUGCGGGUUUCACGAACUGAUUUUUUUCUCGGCUGGUGCACCCUAUAUUACGUCGAACAAAAGCAGCCUCUUGGUGUGAUGGAAAUCUACUGAAAAGAUUUUGAACAAUGUACACCUCCAGUUGAAAAGGAAGGAAAGAGAGACUCGCUGCUGGAACGAGAAAGUUUGCAUACGCACUAGAUCAAAUCAAAAUUGAAUGCAGAAAUGGAAGAGGAAAAAAAUGUAUCGAUAGGCGGAUCAGCUUUUCUCGCUAUAAGAAGCGAAUCCUUCUUUUGCUCCCUUUUUUCUUUGGGUUUCUCUGGAAUGAAAAGAAAAGGUAAAAUUAAUGGUUGUGCGUCGGGAGACUUUUUUUUUUUGUGGAGAGUUUUUCUGGGGCUUGAAGAUGGAUAUGCCGAGAUUUUUUUUUUUUUUGGCUAGAUCUGAAAUUCUGUUCAUGUUUGAUCGCAAUGCUGUCCGUUCCCGGAGCCUUAGGGAUUUGAUGAUCUGCAGAAAGAGACUUUCAUGGGAUCGUGCUUUAAACAAAGAAAAAAAUGUGGAGGCACAGUGAUGCUCGCAAAAUUUUCACGUGAAUCCUUCAGUGGUCGCUGAAACCCGGGGAAUUGCCCCGAGUUAUUAUUUUUUUCCUUAGUGUUCGCAGCUGCGGUAAAAUCGCGUCGGCGCUGUGUCGGUAGCGGGCCCCGAAUGUUGGUGUUGAGGAGGCUGAGCACAUGAAGCAAGUGAUCGCGGCGAAGGAGGACUAAAAAAAAAGAGAGAAAGAGAAAAAGGGGAAUUGGUGUAAGUUCUCGUCGGCGAGGCGGGUUAUGCUUGGGAGAACGUAGAUGUGGGUGUCGUGUAUGAUUUUAAUCGCUCUGUUCACCCCCUUGUGGUUCGAAAAUGUUGAACGAAGAAAGAAACUGAGGGAACGACGAAGAUGUCUAGUGGAGCGUUUGUUGAACAA
This is a messenger RNA of Notodromas monacha, 5605 nucleotides long. The record is from the annotation of a GenBank genome assembly. Lineage: Eukaryota; Metazoa; Arthropoda; Ostracoda; Podocopida; Cyprididae.